This is a messenger RNA of Melanotaenia boesemani (Boeseman's rainbowfish), 2658 nucleotides long. RefSeq names its product acyl-CoA dehydrogenase family member 11-like. Gene Ontology annotation, molecular function: oxidoreductase activity, acting on the CH-CH group of donors. The transcript is spliced from 15 exons. The coding region runs from base 96 to 2003 and encodes 635 amino acids. The record is from RefSeq and is a predicted model, not a curated record. Lineage: Eukaryota; Metazoa; Chordata; Actinopteri; Atheriniformes; Melanotaeniidae.
GUUUUAUCUGAUGACUUCCCUUUAAAUCCACAGCCAGUGUGCUGCUUUCGCUGCUGCUUGCUGUCGGGCCAACUUCCGAAAACACAUCUUUUGCCAUGUCGGUGUGUUCAGCCCUCUCGAACAGACGCUUAGCCAGAGGCUGCUGCAGGCUGCUGGGCAGUGGUCCUCGACCACUGGUGCACAUCAGGUCAGCCAGUGUAGCUGAGGCAGGCACACGAUCUGAUGAAGAACAACUCUGGGAGGCACCAACAGGUUACCUGCCGUUCAGCAGAGCCAAGAUCGGAGCGUUUUUUCAGGAACGAUCAGUGCUGAAGAAUCCAUUUCUGGAGGAUGCUUUGCUCAGAGGAUAUCUCAGGAGACACCUGCCCCAUGAAGCAGUUUUUUCAGACUUGAGUGCCUUUGGAGAGCGUGUGGCAAAUGAAGUGGACGGAUGGGGUAGAGAGUGUGAGGUUAACCCUCCACAGCUGGUGCAUUUUGAUCCUUGGGGUCGGAGGGUGGACCACAUUGUGACAUCUGCAGCCUGGAAACGCAUGAAAGACCUAUCAGCACAAGAAGGGCUGGUUGCCAUCGGUUAUGAGAGAUCAUUUGGGGAGUGGAGUCGUGUGUACCAGAUGAGCAAGUUGUACAUUUUCUCCCCCUCAUCCGGUCUGUACACUUGCCCUCUGGCCAUGACUGAUGGAGCCGCAAAAGUCAUCCAGUCCAUAGGUGUGUCACGGCCAGUCGAAGAAGCUUACAGCCGUUUGACUACCCGUCAACCUGAACGUUUCUGGACGUCAGGACAGUGGAUGACUGAGAGACAAGGAGGAUCUGAUGUGGGCAGCGGCACUGAGACAGUAGCUGUUCCCCAAACAAAUGGCUCGUACAAACUGCAUGGCUUCAAGUGGUUUACAUCUGCCACAGAUGCAGACAUGACUCUCACACUGGCCAGAGUGCAGGACAGAACAGGAGCAACUACACCGGGUAGUAAGGGUUUGUCUCUUUUUUAUGCGGAAGUGAGUCGAGAUGAGGAUGGCCUGCUGUGGGGCAUAGAGGUUCAGAGAUUAAAAGACAAGCUGGGAACACGACAGAUGCCGACUGCCGAGCUACUGCUGGAUGGCCUGCCUGCAUAUAGGCUCUCUGAGGAAGGGAGAGGUGUGGCAUCCAUAGCUAACAUGUUAACCAUAACCAGGAUCCACAACAGUGUCUCUGCAGCAGCUGCAAUGAAAAGGGUGCUCCAGUUAGCCCGUGACUAUGCCACUCGCCGCACUGCCUUUGGAAAGCCUCUUAAAGACCACCCGCUGCACAUGCAAACUCUUGCAAGGAUGGAAGUAGAGACCCGUGGAGCUUUUCUUUUGGUGAUGGAUGUGUGUCGUCUGCUGGGUAGAGAAGAGAGUGGCCUGGCUUGCGAGCUUGAUACACACCUCCUACGUCUGCUCACACCUGUGGUGAAACUGUACACAGGGAAGCAGGCAGUGGCUGUUGUGUCAGAAGGCUUAGAAAGCUUUGGUGGACAGGGCUACAUUGAGGAUACUGGGUUGCCUGGAAUACUUCGUGAUGCACAGGUUUUGAGCAUUUGGGAGGGUACAACCAAUGUCCUAUCACUGGAUGUGCUGCGCUGUGUGGCUCGUAGUUCAGGAAUGGUUCUUCAUGCUUACUUUACCCAUGCCAAGUCAUUGCUUGCAGGAGCCUCUGGCAUUUCCUCACUUGCUCCAGCUGUGAAAGCAGUUGAUCUUGCUCUGUCUAACCUGGAAGAGUUUGUUCAGGUAGCAGCCACCAGAACACCCAGCUACCUGGAACUAUCUGCAAGAGAUCUGGCCUACAGCCUGGCUCGUGUCUAUGCAGGUGCCCUUCUCAUUGAUCAUGCCUGUUGGAAAAGUGCUUCUCCACACGACAUCUAUGCAGCUGUCAGGUGGUGUGAACAAGACUUGUGUCCUGUGGCAUCUAAACAGAAGAGAGGCUGCUAUGACUCCAGCACUGCAACACGUAAUGCUGCCUUGGUCUAUGAGCAGCCGAUUCAAGGCUAAAUGAUCAUUGAAAACUGAAAAAAUAUGGCUUAACUUCUUGUUGAGUCCCAGUCUAACAAAGUUGCAUUCAACAUCAAUUAAUUCAUUUUUUUAUGCAACAGAUCAUGUUUUGGUGAAAAUUAAAAGCUAAUCCUGAAUAAGCUGAACAAUAAUACUGAGGAUCAUUUUCUAAAUGCAGUUUAGGUGAGGCAUUUGUAAGAUUUGUAUUAAUGAUACGUUGAUAAGGUAUUUGCAUUUUGAGUACAGUACAUAACUAUAUAUACUAAUUUUGUUUGCAAAAUAGAUGAUUUUGGAGGGUUGAAUGCCUUAAAAAGUGGAGAAGUGAUGAAAACAUGAGGCCAAGCUUUGUACACCACAUUACGUCAUGUGUUUAAGAGAUUAAAGUAAUUAAAAAUCAUUGAUCAACUGAUGAGCUGACUGAUGCAAAAGGCUUACUUCUAUUACUGUUGAUAAAACUGCAUGUACUGGCUGUUGUCUGAGCUCCAAAGGAACUGUGAUGACUUUCUUCAUUUAUCUGCCUUCUAACUGUUUUGCAUUGUAUUUAAAUUUAUUUUAGAUUAAGUUAAACAUGUUAGCAGUUCUGUUAAGUAAUGCAUAUCAGGUUUAUUAAUGUAAAAUCGUAUAUAAAACGCAUAAUAAAGUAAUGUUUUCUCAG